This is a messenger RNA of Ochotona curzoniae (black-lipped pika), 1494 nucleotides long. RefSeq names its product sarcoglycan zeta (gene SGCZ). The coding region runs from base 1 to 900 and encodes 299 amino acids. NCBI's taxonomy places the organism in Eukaryota, Metazoa, Chordata, Mammalia, Lagomorpha, Ochotonidae. Gene Ontology annotation, biological process: cardiac muscle tissue development; heart contraction. The record is from RefSeq and is a predicted model, not a curated record. The transcript has 7 exons. Gene Ontology annotation, cellular component: sarcolemma; sarcoglycan complex.
AUGACACGAGAACAAUAUAUACUAGCAACACAACAGAAUAACCUGCCAAGGACUGAGAAUGCACAACUGUAUCCAGUGGGAAUUUAUGGCUGGCGAAAGAGGUGCUUAUACUUCUUUGUCCUUCUGCUGUUGGUUACCAUGAUAGUUAACUUAGCCAUGACAAUAUGGAUAUUGAAAGUUAUGAAUUUCACUAUGGAUGGUAUGGGAAAUCUGAGAGUCACCAAGAAGGGAAUCCGACUGGAAGGUAUAUCUGAGUUUCUACUUCCAUUGUAUGUGAAAGAAAUUCAUUCCAGAAAGGAUAGUCCACUGGUCUUACAGUCUGACAGAAAUGUAACGGUGAAUGCAAGGAAUCACAUGGGGCAGUUAACAGGACAACUGACUGUAGGAGCUGAAGCUGUGGAGGCUCAGUGUAAAAGGUUUGAAGUGAGAGCCAGUGAAGACGGCAGGGUGCUGUUUGCUGCAGAUGAAGAGGAGAUCACCAUUGGGGCUGAAAAGCUGAAAGUCACAGGCACAGAAGGAGCAGUAUUUGGGCACUCUGUGGAGACCCCUCACAUCAGAGCAGAGCCAUCACAAGACCUCAAGCUUGAAUCGCCCACCAGAUCCUUGAUCAUGGAAGCCCCUCGCGGGGUCCAGGUGAGCGCUGCCGCUGGGGACUUCAAGGCCACCUGCAGGAAGGAGCUCCACCUGCAGUCCACAGAAGGCGAGAUAUUUUUAAAUUCAGAUACAAUCCGGCUGGGAAAUCUACCGACCGGCUCCUUUGCAUCUUCUUCUCCCAGCUCCUCAAACUCUCGACAGACUGUGUACGAACUCUGUGUCUGCCCCAAUGGCAAACUUUACCUUUCUCCAGCAGGAGUAAGUUCCACCUGCCAGUCCAGUAGCAACAUCUGCUUGUGGAACUGAAGUGACUGAUUCCUCCUCACACCAGAAUAGCCUUUUGUUCCCGUCCGUCUGCUUCACAGUUCUGCUCGGUUUCCCUUGUGAUCAGUCCAGAGCAUCUUCAAACGGUCCACGGAGCAACUUCUUCCAGUGUAAGCAGAGAUUUGCUGCCACCUCCUCUUGCGAUUUCCUGAACUGCUCAGCAGAGGGAGGGACACAGCAGCGGAUAAAAACAUCUUCAAAAGGAAAAUCGGAUCAAAACUCUUGCUGGAAAGGGAGAAUAACAUAGGUGCCUUUGCUACAAGAAGUGAAGCACAUAGUUGUAGGUUUUUUUGUUUGUUUGUUUGUUUUGCAGGAUCUGGAUAUGAACUGCACAUACACAUUGCAUAGAUGAAAUUCCCAGUAUCUGGUGGCAAGAUAAAAUGGUUAAACCCUGUCAGACACUAAUCCUACAGUUUGAAAGCACAAUUUUUCAUUCAUCUUUUUGGAUGUAAACUUUUAUCCCUGAAUUUUAAAAUUUUGAAGCAUUAUGAUGUGCUUGCUUUACUAAAAAAAAAUAAUUAAAUUCAAUACAUGGUUUUUAACAAAACACAAAAAUAAGACAGAAUCCCUUCUUGA